CCUCAGUCCCCAGUCUUCACUUCUUCCUUUGUUUCUCCUCUCCUUCAGCUCAUUCCCAUUUCUUCGGAGCUCCUCUGCAAGUCGACUGUGUGACCCGAGUCACUAUUCUUUACUUACUCGUUUGUUUCUUGCUUGAUUUCGUUUGACAACUACUUUUCUUGCUUGGUUCUUACUUCUUGCUCUCUCUGCUGCCGAAAGUGUGAAGAGUUGUGAAUGGGUUGGUGAGACAAGUAGUGAAAGAGCUUGAUUUACGGUGGGCAUAUGAUGAGGAGGGGAGAGAGAGGGAAAGAAGAAAGAGUAGAAGAAGAGACAGGAAAAGGUUAUAUGGACUGGGAUUUGAAGACGCCUUCGUGGGAUUUAGCGGAAUUGGAGAGGGAAGCCAUGGCCCCACUGGUUGGGUCUAGUAACUUUGGGGGCCAGAAGUCUAAAGGGGAUUGCUUGGUUGAUUUGAAGCUUGGAAGGUUGGGUGAUUUCGGGGAUGGUUCUUUGGACAAGUCGAAGGACCAGAGGAUCUCGACAAUGGUGUCAUCAUCAUCAUCAUCAUCAUCAAGUUCUUCGAAGAGGGCUCGGGCGCCUGGUAAUGUAACCCAGACGGCGUCGUGUUCGGUUGAUGGGUGCACGUCCGACCUUAGUAACUGCAGAGACUAUCAUAGGCGCCAUAAAGUGUGCGAGGUCCACUCUAAGACACCGACGGUGAUGGUAGGAGGCCAGGCGCAGCGCUUCUGUCAGCAGUGCAGCAGGUUCCAUGUGUUAGCGGAAUUUGAUGAGGUGAAGAGAAGCUGUAGGAAACGUCUUGAUGGGCAUAACCGGCGACGAAGAAAGCCUCAGCCAGAAUCCCUGUCUGUGAAUUCUGGAAACUUCUUGUCCAAUCACCAAGGUUGUUGCCAUUUACCUAGUCCACAAAUAUUUCCCACAACUUCUGUAGUGAGUGCAGCAUGGACUGGGGUGGUCAAAACUGAGGAAGAUGCUACAAUUUGUAACCGCCACUUCAUCAACAGACAAAAUUUAUUUGCUGGGUCCUUCUCUCACAGCUACAAAGGAGCGGGGAAGCAAUUCCCCUUCAUGCAAAGUAAUGCCACCACACUAUCAAAUCAAAAUUGCCCAGAUGCUUCUGUUUGCCAGGCACCUCUUAAUACCAUUGCCUCAUCACAGAGUGAGGGUGGUAGGAAAAUGUUCUCCAAUGGGUUAAGUAGAGUCCAUGACUCAGAUUGUGCUCUCUCUCUUCUGUCAUCACAGUCAACACAGACUUCAGGGGUCAGUCUGAAUCACAUGGUGCAUCCGGAAUCCAUCCCUAUGGCUCGGCCGCUAGUUCCAGGUCUGCAGUACAGUGGUCUAGGUCUGUAUUCCUCAGGGGGAAUGGAGGAUGAGCAGAUGGGUUCAGUUUUGGUUACUGAUGCCGGUGAUGCUGAGCUCCAUUGCCAGGGGUUCUUUCAUGUGGGAUCUGAUGGACCCUCCCAAAAUGUGGGACAGCAGACACUCCCUUUCGCUUGGGAGUAGGCUAAACUCCGGCAGUUGUCCCAAUUUGUGAAAUGGUUCAAGUAUUCCAUAUAGUUAAAAGAAUUCUUUUUUCCUUUCAAUUGUUAAGUGCUUAAGAUGAUUCUACCAUAACAUGUACACAUAUUGUCUUCUAGUUGGAUUUAAGCAUAAUGUCAAGGUACAUGUUUGUGUGAAUGAGGGGACCUGUUCAACCUUAAUUUUAGAAGAUUGUUGUAAUCCAAAGGGUUCAAUUUAUUGAGUUGAUCUUUUGUCUCAUUUU
Molecule: messenger RNA, 1756 nt
Organism: Telopea speciosissima
Lineage: Eukaryota; Viridiplantae; Streptophyta; Magnoliopsida; Proteales; Proteaceae
Product: squamosa promoter-binding-like protein 16
Exons: 3
Coding region: 262-1497 (411 amino acids)
Cellular component (GO): nucleus
Molecular function (GO): DNA binding
Source: RefSeq, a predicted model, not a curated record